Molecule: messenger RNA, 1998 nt
Organism: Cephus cinctus (wheat stem sawfly)
Lineage: Eukaryota; Metazoa; Arthropoda; Insecta; Hymenoptera; Cephidae
Gene: Hinfp
Product: histone H4 transcription factor
Exons: 6
Coding region: 290-1945 (551 amino acids)
Source: RefSeq, a predicted model, not a curated record
AUCGGUGACUCAAGUGAACACUGUGCCAGGGCAAUCGGCAUUCACUCACGAUUUUACUACAGAAAAUCUGGGAUAAUCUCAUUGUUUUGUUAAUGAACGUGUUUCGUGGUGUUCAAGUUACCUAUCAAUUCCGUUGUUGUUUUAAUUGGUAUAAGAAAACGCUAGAAAAACUCGUGGAAACUAUUCAGCCAGAUGUCUACACGUAUUUGGCCAUCUUUUAUGAUGGCGGAAAGAUACAUGUGACUGAUUGAGAUACUUUAAAUAUUUAAUAAAAAAAAACAAGCUCGAAAUGGCUAGUAUUGAGAGAAAAUUAAUAACAAGUAAAGAAGUACAAGAGAGAUGUAGUGACUGGGUUGAGUCACAGAAAGAACUUUUAUAUUCUGAGGAUAAUGUUUUAAAAAGAAAACGAGAAAAUGAACAUGACGAAUAUUUUGAUACUGAUUCAGAGUUUGAUUCUGUCUCCGAAUGUGGUACAAAAAGACGUAGACUGGCUAAGCAAAUGAAGGAUGAAGUACUGAAUUUACUUUGCGAAUGGAAGGAUUGCCUUUUUGAUAGUACCUCAAUGGAAGUGUUUACAAAGCAUGUUGCAAAUCAUAUUCCACAAUUAGAAAUUAAGACUACCGAAGAGGACAAGGAGGUCUAUGUCUGUCAAUGGAAAGGUUGUUCUGGAGAAACUGCUAUACCUCAAGAAAUUAGCAGGCAUGUUAAUUAUCAUGCAUUUCAUGCAAAGCUUAAAUGCAUUGGCUCCAAUAUUAGAGGCAGAAUCAAAUUAUCUAAAUGUUAUCGUGACGCUGCAUGGAAAAAUGUGAUUGACACGCCAUCAGCACAUAUUUGCGAAUGGGAAAAUUGUCUUAAAACCUACAACAACUAUCAAAUAUUUUUAUAUCAUGUGACAGCUCAUAUUGAAGCAAAUCCAAGAGGCAAUAAGGUAGAAGGAGGUGUAAAAUGUAAAUGGUUAGGUUGUCAGAAAAGCUAUCCUAAUUUGUACAAGUUACGAAAUCAUAUGAGAAGUCAUACUAAAGAAAAAUUAGUUGCCUGUCCAGAUUGUGGUGCUACUUUUGCUUCAAAUUCAAAGUUCCAUGAUCAUUGCAGGAGACAAAUACCAAUUGAGGUCCAGGGCUUCCAGUGUUCUCAUUGUAACAAAUUUUAUCCUACUGAGGGUAUAUUACGUAAUCAUAUGAGGCUUCACGUAUUUAAUUAUAAAUGUACUAUGUGUGACAUGAGUUGCGAAUCUCCAGCUAGUCUGGCAAAACAUAUUCGGUACAGACAUGUAUCGACAAGGUCCUUUCCGUGUCAAUUAUGCUCACAUGCAGCCAAAUCUCAACAAGAUCUUGACUCUCAUAUGACUGUCCAUACUAAUGGACCACUUUUUGCAUGCACUGUUGAGGGAUGUCUUUAUACAUGCAAGGGAGCAUAUAUAUUAGAUAGACAUAUGCAACGCGUACAUGAUCAAGAAAUCCGAUGGUAUUGCUGCCAUGAAUGUCCGAUUAAAUAUCGAAAAAGUUACAGACUUACUAAGCACUUGAUAGAGGCACAUCAUUUACAAUGGCCAAAUGGUCAUAAAAGAUUUCAGUAUACACAGGACGAGGAUGGAUGCUACAGAUUGCAAAUGGUCAGAUACGAAAGUAUCGAUGAGGAAAACAUUUCUCCUACACAGGAAUUGGCAUUACCGGAGAAGAAGUAUGAUAUUCGACUUGAUGACACUACACCAUACAUGAAAUUAGAGAUUACAGAAAGAGAUGAUGGUACAUCGAGUAGUGGAAAUGGUACACUGCAAUUCCAGUCACAAGACAACAUAGGGAAAUCUAUGCCAAUCAUCUCCAAUAUCCUAAUAUCAAUUGACGAAGUGGAUGCAGAAGGGAAUAUAAUAAAGAGUAAAGUUGUGGAGACUCAGGAGACGAAAGAAUUACCACCAUCGGAAGAGCCACCGAUUAUUUUAACAUGAAUAUAAACCUAACCGGUUAUGUUAACAGCAUCUAAUAUAUUUUUUUUACGUCA